AUAGUGGACCACCCAGCAGGAAUCCAGGAAGCCACACUAGGUGGGGGUUUGGAAAGUAUGGAAUGCGAUCUUACAGAAUCCCCUACGUGGGCCAGGACGCUCUUCUAGAUCCCUACCUAGCUGGGGGCCAGGCACAUUCUUGCAAGAUGGGAAUAGGGUCCCCAUUCCAAAGAUGAGUACAUUGAGGCACUGAGAAGUUACCUCCCCAUGAUCCUACCACCUGGAAUUGGUGCAGCUGGAAUUGAGUUCAGGUUUGACAAAGUUCUUGCUCUCACCUCCAUCUCUUGCUUCCCAGAAGCCCUGCUCCUCUGUGGGUGAUUCCAGAUGCAUGAAUCAGACACCUUGCCUGGGUCCAUAAUCAACCCCACUGUGCAUUAACCUUCCAACUCUCACAUGGACGGGGGUCUAGGGUGUGUCUGGGGGAGUCAGUAGUCCCUACCGUCGUGGACCCUGCCCUACAAGACUGCACAGCUGGGGAUGGAGUGGAGUUUCUGUUGAUAACCAGUGGAACUGAACAGGUGAAAUUUACCAUGACGUCAAACUAUCCUCAAAUUCAUGCUCACUUUAAGAGUGUUUUUCCUUGGUCACCACCCCUCCCCCUUCCAUCAAUGACCUCAACGCAAAUACAAGUGGGAUGGUCCUGCUGGAUGCUCCAGGUUCUGGACGCAAGUGGUGACACAAUCCAUCGGGGCACAGGAUCUUUCCCCUCAUUGGCUGCCCAGACCUCCUGGACCACCCUGGACCCAGAGCAGCAGGAAUAAGAGCAGCAGCCGGUGCUGGGAGGCAUGAGAGCCACUGUCCAGCUCAAGUGCCAUUGACACUUCACAGUGCUGUCCCCUGACGUCGACGCUGCUGGUGCUGCCGCCUUCUCUGCUCCAAGCUACUUGCUGCCCGAGAGGCGUCAUGGGCUUCUGGAAGUUCUCCCCCUUCCUGCCUCUUAGCAUCUUGGUCCUGUACCAGGCGAGCAUCCUCCAGGCAGCACCAUUCAGGUCUGCUGUGGAGAGCCGCCUGAAUCCUGCUGUGCUCACUGAGGAGGAAUCGCAACUCCUACUGGCUGCACUGGUGAAGGACUAUGUGCAGAUGAAGGCCAGUGAGCUGGAGCUGGACCAGGAGACAGAGGGCCCCAGCCUGGACAGCCCCAGAGCUAAGCGGUGCGGUAAUCUGAGUACCUGUGUGCUGGGCACAUACACGCAGGACCUCAACAAGUUUCACACGUUCCCUCAGACUGCAAUUGGGGUCGGAGCGCCUGGCAAGAAAAGGGUCAUGGCCAGAGGCUUGGAGAGAGACCACGGCCCUCACAUUGGCAUGUCCCAGGAUGCCUACUAAGCCCCUCCCUCUCCUUGCUAAUUUCCUUUCUGGCUUCCUUCCUAUAACUUGAUGCAUGUGGUCCUCUCUGCUUGCUCUUCGGGCUGGUAUCAGUGGCUUUUUUAUAGCAGUGAAUGUCUGGAACCUCAGUUGGGAGGAGAGAGAGCAGGACCUACAGGCCAGAAGAGAAUCACCCAAGAAGUGAUCAGAGAGAGAAAGGGGGCAGCCCUAUGAGUCCCCAAGGAUUUCAUAGCAGAGCUUCUCAGUCCUGCUUCUGAAUGUGCUUGUCAUUGAGGAAUAAAAGUAUAUUUCUAC
This is a messenger RNA of Diceros bicornis minor, 1620 nucleotides long. Its product is annotated as calcitonin. Gene Ontology annotation, cellular component: extracellular region. Gene Ontology annotation, molecular function: calcitonin receptor binding; hormone activity. The record is from RefSeq and is a predicted model, not a curated record. The coding region runs from base 904 to 1326 and encodes 140 amino acids. The transcript has 4 exons. Lineage: Eukaryota; Metazoa; Chordata; Mammalia; Perissodactyla; Rhinocerotidae.